This is a messenger RNA of Ctenocephalides felis (cat flea), 1966 nucleotides long. RefSeq names its product constitutive coactivator of peroxisome proliferator-activated receptor gamma-like. Bases 80 to 1864 code for a protein of 594 amino acids. Gene Ontology annotation, cellular component: nucleus. The transcript is spliced from 3 exons. The record is from RefSeq and is a predicted model, not a curated record. Lineage: Eukaryota; Metazoa; Arthropoda; Insecta; Siphonaptera; Pulicidae.
CUCUGCUUGAGUCAUUUUGUACGUUAAAGUGAUAUUGUGAAUAAAACUUAAUUAUACGGUCAUUUAUUACUAAAAGAAAAUGUCUGGUUUACAAUCUUUUAUGGAAAGGAAUCCUGCAAUUUACUAUAAAGUGAAUAUACCAAGUGAAAUUGAAAAAUGCCGAAAAGCUACCAAAAAGACACCACUUAUAUUGAUUGAUGGAAGUUGCUCUAGGCGAAUAUUUGGAGAGACUGACCCAAAAAGAAUUUUGACAGGAGGUCAAUUCAAAUUGUAUAAGCAAAAGGCUGAUAAAUUUAUCAAUUUUCUUCAAAGUUUUGAUGUGGAACUAGUUGCAUUUUUUGAUGGAUGCAGGAUAGAUGAUAUGCGGGAUAAAUGGAUAGCUCAAAGGAAUGAGGAUAUCAAUUCUGCUUAUGAAAUCUUGGACACUAUAGAAAAUGAAGGUUUGGAAAACGUUAAAGAAAACAUGAUUAGACGGAUGUAUAAUAUUGGUAUGGUCAUAAAGUCUUGCUUCCAAAGUAAAUGCAAAGUUAUUCAAUCGACACUUGUAGAAUGUGACUCAGAAAUCAUAACAUAUGCAAAAGAAAAUAAGGCUCUGGCUGUAUUUUCACAAGAUGCCGAUUUUGCAGUUGCACAAGCUGAUUUUGCAUACUGGUCUUAUAAAGAUCUGAAUUAUGAAGAUCAAAGUACAUAUGUGUAUGACGGCAGAAAGUUAGCUCAAGGUUUAGGUUUACAAGUGGAACAAUUGCCUUUGCUACGAACAAUGAUUGGUAAUGAUUAUGUUCUAAACAACACUCUGCAUAUGUGGUUCAAGCAACUUAAUGUUCAUCAACAUCGUAAUUCCAACUUCAAUAAACAUGAUGUGAUUUCAAAAGUUGCACUAUACUUAAAGAACUUUGAUAAUUCUGUUGAAAGCUACAAGCGUUUAGCAACCCGAGCAUUAGGCAGUCAGGACAAAUUUCAUGUAAUAAAAAUGUCUGUUGAUUCCUAUAUGGGCAUAAAGAGAGAAAAAGUUACUAGUUUGUCCAAUGAUAUCAGAUGGAACGAUUUAUUAAUGCAAGUUGUUAAUCUUGUACAAGAUCCACAUUCCAAUUUGUCUCCCAUGGUUUUUGACAUAUUAUACAAACAAGUUUUUAUGACAAAUAUGCUUUACGAAGAUUUUAGAAAAUAUGAUAUUCCACCAUCAGGCAUUCUCUGGAGACCAGUAAGAGCUAAAAUAUAUGGAAUUCUACUACUAGACUUUUGUUCUACAAAUGGCAAAAAGAUUGUGAAAGAGUGGGUUUGCCACGGGGGAGAUAUAUCCAUACCUCAUUUCGUUGAAGCAGUUGAACCAAGUUGCAGCCUAAGUAACUAUAAACUACAAGAUUUUUGGGCAGAAGAUAAAGACGAGGACUUGAUUAAUAUAGCUUGGAAAUUAUUUUGCAAUGCGAUGCAUGAAGAUCUUCCUGUGGAAGCAGUGCGAAGUAUUAAUGAAAAGAUAAUGGCAACAACUUUACUAGUGUUAUUCAUGCAUGAUGAAUGUGAAAUGACUCAGGAUGAAAUAGAUGCUUUCCUGAUGAUGAGUGCAUUGUGCAGCACAAAAGAUGAUGUUACUGAAUACUCCGAAGCUUGGAGAGAGCAAUUUAAUACUCGAUUGCUACGUUUAUCUGCAGUGUUUUUAAAAGGUCUAUCAACAAUUUGGUUGUUUUUCAAUAGCACAUGCUUUUUAAUACCAAAGGAAAGUAUAUCAGAUUGGAACAUCUUUGAUGGAGCUCUGUUGCAAUGCUUGUAUAAAUCGCCCUUAAGUGAAAACUCUGUUGAUGAUGAAACAAAGCAGUUAUUCCAAAGCGCUAGAAAUUUUAUUGAUAAGUACAGUUACAUGUUUUAGUACUAUAUAUAUCGUUUAAUCAUCUGUUAUAAGUCUUUUUACACAUGCAUAAAUGCAUUAUAUAAGUAUAAAAAUAUUAUACAUUUUUGUUAUGUAGCAAAU